Molecule: messenger RNA, 443 nt
Organism: Homo sapiens (human)
Lineage: Eukaryota; Metazoa; Chordata; Mammalia; Primates; Hominidae
Gene: ATP5MF
Product: ATP synthase membrane subunit f
Exons: 4
Coding region: 27-311 (94 amino acids)
Cellular component (GO): mitochondrial inner membrane; mitochondrion
Source: RefSeq, marked reviewed
GGCACAGCGGACACCAGGACUCCAAAAUGGCGUCAGUUGGUGAGUGUCCGGCCCCAGUACCAGUGAAGGACAAGAAACUUCUGGAGGUCAAACUGGGGGAGCUGCCAAGCUGGAUCUUGAUGCGGGACUUCAGUCCUAGUGGCAUUUUCGGAGCGUUUCAAAGAGGUUACUACCGGUACUACAACAAGUACAUCAAUGUGAAGAAGGGGAGCAUCUCGGGGAUUACCAUGGUGCUGGCAUGCUACGUGCUCUUUAGCUACUCCUUUUCCUACAAGCAUCUCAAGCACGAGCGGCUCCGCAAAUACCACUGAAGAGGACACACUCUGCACCCCCCCACCCCACGACCUUGGCCCGAGCCCCUCCGUGAGGAACACAAUCUCAAUCGUUGCUGAAUCCUUUCAUAUCCUAAUAGGAAUUAACCUCCAAAUAAAACAUGACUGGUA